This is a messenger RNA of Punctularia strigosozonata HHB-11173 SS5, 912 nucleotides long. RefSeq lists its product as uncharacterized. Gene Ontology annotation, molecular function: ornithine decarboxylase inhibitor activity. The transcript is spliced from 4 exons. The record is from RefSeq and is a predicted model, not a curated record. The coding region runs from base 1 to 912 and encodes 303 amino acids. Lineage: Eukaryota; Fungi; Basidiomycota; Agaricomycetes; Corticiales; Punctulariaceae. Gene Ontology annotation, cellular component: nucleus; cytoplasm. Gene Ontology annotation, biological process: positive regulation of protein catabolic process.
AUGUCGAAUUUCUCGAUGUUAAAUUCCAACAAACCGAUAUCUAGUCUUUGCCCCACCAACGGCCGUCACGCCGUUGGGGAUGGGGCUUUCCUCGCUGACAGUGUCCUUGCCGUCUGCCACCUCCAGGGCGAAGACGAUAUCUACUACUACUCCACUACCUUCUCUGGCGGGCCCGGGGUGACGAAAUGCCCUCCUGACAGAGGGUCGUCGGACUGGGUGACAGACAGUCCGGCGCCGAUUUUCUCCGCCUCUCCGUUCCCGCUUGAAUCUACUUCUCCUCAAACGCCGCCCGCGCCCGUCCAUUUCCCAAGAGAUAUCGUCUAUCCUCCCACCCCUCCUCUGGAGCACGCAGAGGCAGGUGCGGACGUCGAGCCGCUGGCCUUCCCGACGUCUGUGCCGCCUACCUCUGCCAUAGCGAUUCCCAAGUCAAUGUCAAGCCGGAUGCAGCUCGCCACGCCCCCGUUGACUCCGGAGAAUACAUACGAUGGCGAGGGUGGAGGCAGCGUAGCAGCGAUCAGCGCCAAGCAGAAGGAUGCAGCGCUCGAUUUCCUGACUGCCCUUUUCCCGCGCAACGGCCUUACCGCUUUACCAUACGCCAAAAGCGUCUCCAUAUCAGCGCCAAACCUCGGCGCCGCAUUCGACGGUGUGGUGCUCAAUCUUCCUGGCCAGCCAAAGACGCUCUAUGUUGAUGGUCAAAGCGCGGAGAAUGUAAACUUGCGAGAGAGUAUUGUUGCUCUCCUCGAUUUGGCUGACGAACGCCUUGAGUGUUCUGCUCUCGUCAUUGCGUUGCCUCGUUCAUCACCUGCUCUUGGCGAGCUACUUCACUCGCUGAUGUAUGUGGGCGGCACUGUCGUCACUAAGCCGCCUUUCGAGGUUGACGCAGCAUAUGUACUCGUCGGGAUGGAAUUGUAG